Messenger RNA from Letharia lupina, 1080 nucleotides. RefSeq lists its product as uncharacterized. Gene Ontology annotation, cellular component: membrane. The record is from RefSeq and is a predicted model, not a curated record. Gene Ontology annotation, molecular function: beta-1,4-mannosylglycoprotein 4-beta-N-acetylglucosaminyltransferase activity. Lineage: Eukaryota; Fungi; Ascomycota; Lecanoromycetes; Lecanorales; Parmeliaceae. Gene Ontology annotation, biological process: N-acetylglucosamine metabolic process; protein N-linked glycosylation. Bases 1 to 1080 code for a protein of 359 amino acids. The transcript has a single exon.
AUGCUAAAGCGCCAAAUCCUCGGACUGCUUGCGGCUCUGAUCCUCCUUUACGCCCUAUCCUACGUAGCACGCGACUUCUACUGGCAUCACGAAGACAAAAGCAAUGUCCCUUACAAGGGACCAUACACGGCAUUGAUCGAAGGCGACCCGAGUCUCGGUUUCCUCUCACUCCAAGAUGCCUCAACUUUCUGCCAAAGACGCCGUUUAGACAUCUACGAAACCCGGGCUCAACGCCGAAAGGUCUACGAUCUCUUCCUCAUCAAUACCGAGCUCGAUUGGUUAGAGAUCCGUCUGAACGAUCUAAACGAGGAAGUUGAUUACUUCGUCAUCCUGGAAUCAGACAUCACAUUCCAGGAAAAUCCCAAACCUCUACACUUCGAGAACAACUACUCCAAAUUCGAGCCCUUCCACUCCAAGAUCAUCCACCGCAUCGUGAACUUCACCGACUCAUCUAUUCCCGCAGGUGAUACCUGGGAGCACGAACGCUUCACUCGCAACGCCCUCUUCACCCAAGCCCUCACCUCCCUGUCCGGCGAACAAGCUCCUACCCAAGGUGACGUUCUCGUCAUCGGCGACGUCGACGAGAUUCCCCGUCCCAGCACCCUUGUCACACUACGCAACUGCGCCUUCCCACCUCGAGUCACCCUUCGGAGUCACUUCUAUUACUACAGCUUCCAAUGGCUCCACCGCGGCGAGCAAUGGGCUCAUCCCCAAGCAACCUUCUUCAACGGCCUCAAAGAUACCAUCAACCCGGAGGACCUGCGCACCGGAAAGCCGCACGUGGAGCUCUACAACGCGGCAUGGCAUUGCAGUUCGUGUAUGCAGACGAUGAAGCAUUUGGUGAAUAAGAUUGAGUCCUUCUCGCACAAAGGGUACAACGAUCCAUAUAUCCUUGACCCGCAGAGGCUGCUACAAAGGGUCAGGAAAGGGGAAGAUCUCUUUGAGAGGGAGACGGAGGUAUUUGAUCGCGUGGACGAUAACAUGGAUGUGCCGAGGUACCUGUUGCAAGAGGGGAAUCGGCAGAAGUUUGCGUACAUGCUGGAUCGGGAUCCGCCAAGUGCUAACUUUCAGGACAGUUGA